This is a messenger RNA of Spirodela intermedia, 420 nucleotides long. The record is from the annotation of a GenBank genome assembly. NCBI's taxonomy places the organism in Eukaryota, Viridiplantae, Streptophyta, Magnoliopsida, Alismatales, Araceae.
AUGGGGCGAGGGAAGAUAGAGAUAAGGAAGAUCGAGAACCCAAUAAGCAGGCAGGUGACCUUCUCGAAGAGGAGAAAGGGGCUGCUCAAGAAAGCCCAUGAACUCUCAGUCCUCUGCGAUGCCCAGAUCGGCCUCAUCGUUUUCUCCGAGAGAGGGAAGAUGAAGGAAUUCUGCAGCGACCCCCCCAGCAGGUUCCGUGAAUUCCUUAUCAUUUUCCCCUCAGAUUCUGAACCCAUUCAUGUGUUUCCUCGGCUCUUCUUUGUGUUACUCCUACUCCGCAAAUCUGGGUUCUUAUCUUUCCCGUUUCGUCGUCCUCUACGUCCGCUGUGUAUUCUCUCUCUUCACUUAAGACGCCUUGGCUUUUCCAAUGCUGCUUCCUCUUUGGUUUUGUACCGAAUAUUUCUUGAUCUCCUGUCCUGA